UCGUAUACACGAACACGGCGGACUAACGUUCCGGCGAUUGUGGCGUUGGUCCAACUACGUACGAGUUUUAUUUCCUGUCAUGGACACGUGGCCAACGUGGCGCCCUUUAAGGUCAUCAUCAUCAUCAUCGUCGCAGCGUUGAUUUUCCUUUCUCUUCCGAAGCUGCGCCACAGACGUAGUUGAAACUAACCCCCACGCCGAGCGUCGGCUCCGUAGCAAAUACGUACCCCAGUCUCGUGGAACGCUAGCCUUGCCGGAAACGGUUCGGGCGUCCUUGUAACGGGAUAUCAUGGACGAAAAGGCGAAGAAGAAGGAGGCGGCCUCCUCCGACGAAGGCCUGGUGGACCCGCUGGAGACGCUACGAGCUGAGUGCCGCGCCAGGGACAAGUGUGCCGCCUACAGCCAGAAGCUGGACGAGUGCAACGCACGCGUCCGCAGUCGCUCAGAGACGCUCGAGGCGUGCACCGAGGAACUGUUCAACUUCCUGCACUGCGUCGACCAUUGUGCCUCCAAGGAUGUCUUCAAGCACCUCAAGUAGCCUUCGAAGUGUCUCGGUCGCUGCGUGCAGGUUUCGUGGACGCCUACCAUACGCUACGAAGACGACUCGAGGAACUGGAGAUCUUCCACCUGACGCGACUCGCGCCCGGAUUGCAUGUGACGGAAGCAAGCUAGACGCAGCGCUGCGAAGAGCAAUAAAGCCAUACCCCUCCCAAAACGAACAGGGCAGAACAAAAAAAGUCACAUUUAACGUGUCAA
Dermacentor andersoni is the source of this 756-nucleotide messenger RNA. Lineage: Eukaryota; Metazoa; Arthropoda; Arachnida; Ixodida; Ixodidae. The record is from RefSeq and is a predicted model, not a curated record.